AUGCCUGGACUUCCGGCAUCCGUCGACCUCGACGAGUGCAUCUCGCGCUUGUACAAAAGGGAACUUCUCGCCGAGUCUGUCAUCGAGGCCAUCUGCGCCAAAACAAAAGAGCUCCUCAUGCGUGAGAGCAACGUCGUUCACGUCCGCGCCCCCGUCACAGUCGUCGGCGACAUCCACGGCCAGUUCUACGACCUCAUCGAGAUCUUCAAGAUUGGUGGAUGGUGUCCAGACACCAACUACUUGUUUCUUGGAGACUAUGUCGACCGCGGCAUGUUCAGCGUCGAAACGAUAUCUCUGCUUGUGUGUUUGAAACUUCGAUACCCCAACCGCGUGCAUUUGAUCCGAGGCAACCACGAGUCUCGCGGUGUUACCCAGUCCUACGGCUUCUACACGGAAUGCUCAAGAAAAUACGGAAACGCCAAUGUGUGGCACUACUUCACCGACAUGUUCGACUUCUUGACCCUCAGCGUUGUUAUCAACGACAAGAUCUUCUGUGUUCACGGAGGCCUCUCCCCCUCUAUCCACUCCAUUGACCAGAUUGUCAUCAUCGACCGCUUCCGAGAGAUCCCCCACGAAGGGCCCAUGGCCGACCUGGUCUGGUCCGACCCAGACCCCGAGCGGGACGAGUUCUCUCUGAGCCCCCGUGGGGCAGGGUAUACCUUUGGCGCGCAAGUGGUCAAGAAGUUCUUGGCCGUGAACAACAUGGACCACAUCCUCAGGGCGCACCAGCUGUGCCAGGAGGGCUUCCAGGUUCUGUACGACGACCGCCUUAGCACCGUGUGGAGCGCCCCCAACUACUGCUAUCGGUGCGGCAAUAUGGCCAGUGUCUUGGAGGUCAGCGACACGGGCGAGAGGUUUUUCAACGUCUUUGCUGCAGCCCCAGAGAACGACCAGCACAAAGACAUGCAGCUGGGCGGUGGGGACAAGCAGGCGGACGGAAAUUCACUACCCGAUUACUUUUUGUAG
Colletotrichum navitas is the source of this 966-nucleotide messenger RNA. Its product is annotated as calcineurin-like phosphoesterase. Gene Ontology annotation, cellular component: FAR/SIP/STRIPAK complex. The record is from RefSeq and is a predicted model, not a curated record. Lineage: Eukaryota; Fungi; Ascomycota; Sordariomycetes; Glomerellales; Glomerellaceae. The transcript has 4 exons. Bases 1 to 966 code for a protein of 321 amino acids. Gene Ontology annotation, molecular function: protein serine/threonine phosphatase activity.